Molecule: messenger RNA, 1606 nt
Organism: Olea europaea var. sylvestris
Lineage: Eukaryota; Viridiplantae; Streptophyta; Magnoliopsida; Lamiales; Oleaceae
Product: two-pore potassium channel 5-like
Exons: 2
Coding region: 165-1346 (393 amino acids)
Biological process (GO): potassium ion transmembrane transport; stabilization of membrane potential
Cellular component (GO): plant-type vacuole membrane
Molecular function (GO): calcium ion binding; potassium ion leak channel activity
Source: RefSeq, a predicted model, not a curated record
AUCAUUUUUUUAUUCUUUCUCAUCAAAUAAUAAUUUUCUGUUUCUCCCCUCUCUCUGUCCCUCUUAUUUGCUGAUCGUUCUAUUGCUUUUAUGGCGGCUCAAUCUCAACGUCAUUCAUAAUCUUAAUCUUUUUGGGAUUUCAACUAAUAAUUUCAGCCGGAUGAAUGGAAGCAGAGCCAUCGUUGGCCUCUCCUCAAUUCCCUCAUGAUUUCACUCUCAAAAUCCCUCAAUCUUUGAACAAAAAUGAUAUCAAAAUCCAAUCCCCAGUUAUCUACGAAGAUAUUGAAGACGCUCUACUUAGUGAUGAUGAUUUUCUUCAUACUGUUUCUCCUCCUCCGGGACCCUCCUCUUCAUUUAAACGCAAGAAAAUUCAGCGCUGCAAGACUGCCCCUGCUAUGUCUGCAAUGAAACAGCCCGAGUCUGACCAUGCCCAAAAUCCUGAUUUUGAGUCAGAGUCUGUUACUUUAGUCAGGCAGGCUGCUGUUUUGCUCUUAAUUUACUUGGCCCUCGGUGUCGUUAUUUAUUCAUUCAACCGUGAUAAUUUCUCUAGUGUCGAGACUCAUCCGGUGGUGGAUGCCUUAUACUUCUGUAUCGUCACUAUGUGCACCAUAGGAUAUGGAGAUAUUGCCCCGUUAACGCCGGUCACAAAAGUGUUUGCUUGUGUUUUCGUGUUGGUAGGCUUUGGAUUCAUCGACAUUCUGCUUAGUGGGGUUGUCAAUUAUGUGCUUGACUUGCAGGAGAGUGUAAUAUUAGCCGGCAUCCAAGCACCUAAACAGAAUCAACAAAAAGAACACGGGAAAUUUUCUGCCAGGGACUACAUAGUGGAUGUGGCUAAGGGAAGAAUGAGAAUUAGACUGAAGGUGGGUUUGGCAUUAGGGGUGGUUGUGCUUUGUAUUGGAAUUGGGGCUCUGGUUUUGUACUUUGUGGAACAUUUGGAUUGGGUGGAUUCUGUAUAUUUAUCAGUUAUGUCUGUUACCACAGUCGGAUAUGGGGACAGAGCAUUCAAGACUCUGCCAGGGAGGUUGUUCGCGUCGAUUUGGCUAUUAUUCUCCACACUCGCGGUUGCACGGGCAUUUCUGUAUCUGGCGGAGGCAAGAAUCGACAAGAGGCACCGGAAAAUUACUAAUUGGGUGUUGCAUCGCAAAAUAACUGUUGGGGACCUGGUUGCUGCCGAUAUCAAUAACAGUGGUUUCAUUAGUAAAUCGGAAUACAUAAUUUACAAGCUCAAGGAGAUGGGCAAGAUCAGGGAAAAAGAUAUAAUCCAGAUAUGCGAGCAGUUCAGCAAGCUCGAUCCAAAUAACUCCGGGAAGAUUUCGUUGCAUAAUCUCUUGGAAAGUCACUUGUAGCAUAGAAAGUUUUCUUCCACUACAAAUUUCUCCUAGCCAAUUGUUGUCAGGAUUUCUUCAUUGAAAAAUUGCCCUGAAGCUUCAAAUGUACAGGUAAGCAAGCAAUAAAUGGCAGGGUAUUGAUAUGAGGCAAAGCUUUUCCACACAGAGCAUUUCUGGACUGUAUAUAAACGCUGCAUAGAAUGGAUUCUGGAUAUAUAUUGUAAUUAAAAAGCAAUUGAGAAAAGUGAAAUAAAAAUAGAUGUAUACUGCUUCGUUCU